CAUUCAUCUUCAUCCCUCUGCACUUCAAAUUUGGCUAAAACGGCAUCGUUGCUUUCCGUCUGCUCUGCGAUAAAAAAACAACCAUACACCUAAAAAAAAGAAAAACAAAAAAUCAUCUGGCCCCACGGUAAUCUUUAGCCACGUCUCUCUACCGCUUAUCUCCCGAAUCCUUAUCCUUAGCCCCUUGAACCAUCAAGCACUACUUUGUCCUCUUUCUUCAAUUUCUACCGCCUCUCUGCAACGCCCAUAUCUUUAUCUCAUUAUUCCCUUCUCCCCUUUCAUCCUCUUAUUCUUAUAUUGUUCCAUUUCAUAUCUCUACUCUGCUGACUACGCCUUUCCUUUUGGGACUUCUAUCCUCUUCCCUCUUUGAAACCCUCGACUAAUCGCUGCGCUUAACGCGUCUUUACCAUUUCGAUUCAAUCGAGGGUUUUCUUUCUUUCUUUCUGGUUUUUUCCUCGCUUUAAUUUAUCUGGGCUCUGUUUGGAUUGCUGGAUAUUUCCUUUUUUGCCGCUAUUUCAUUGGGGGGAAAGGCUAGAUGGCUUUGUGGUCGAUUUUAUUGGAGAUUUUGAACAGACCCACUCUUGGGGAUGCCCUGGCUGAGCUCGUCAUAUUUAUGAUUCCUCUUUGGAUUGCGGUUAUUGUUGGGGUUCUAUUAGGAUGGGCAUGGAAGCCUAAAUGGGCCAAUUUGGGCAGAGUGAUGUUGGAUUCUUCAGUCGCCAAGGACUCCGAUAACACUGUAGCAUCACAGGCAUCGUCUUCGAUCCCCACCUUGAAUUUAUUUAAGAUUCAAUUGCCCAGUUUCAUCCCUUGGGUUGCUGACGAUGGGAUUCAAAAGGGGACUUCUUCUGCGCCGCCUACCAUGACUGAUGAUUGCAGUUCCUCACAGGUGCAAAAUGAUAAAUCCAGUAUGGUGAAUGAAGAUGAUUUAGAGCUUUUGUGUAAGCUUGUUGAGGAAAAAGAUGGAGGUCCUGCUUGGAUUCAGAUGAUGAAUCGUUCUAGUCCAACUAUGAGCUAUCAAGCUUGGCGGAGAGAUCCUGAGACUGGCCCUACGCAAUAUCGUACCAGAACUGUUUUUGAGGAUGCCACUCCUGAAAUGGUGAGGGACUUCUUUUGGGAUGACGAAUUUCGGUUGAAGUGGGACGACAUGGUUAUACAUGCUGCAAUUUUGGAGGAGUGCCCCACCACAGGAUCCAUGGUGGUCCAGUGGGUACGCAAGUUUCCCUUCUUUUGUAGCGAUAGAGAAUACAUCAUAGGCCGUCGAAUUUGGGAAUCUGGUCGAUUGUAUUACUGUAUUACAAAGGGAGUUCCUUGCUCUUCUGUGCCAAGACGCGACAAACCAAGACGUGUGGAUUUGUUCUAUUCAAGUUGGUGCAUUCGUGCAGUUGAAUCAAAAAGAGGGGAUGGCCAACUGACUGCAUGUGAGGUGCUACUUUUUCAUCAUGAAGAUAUGGGUAUUCCUUCGGAAAUUGCAAAGCUUGGAGUCCGGCAUGGUAUGUGGGGAGCAGUGAAGAAGAUCGAACCUGGUUUACGUGCAUAUCAGAAGCACAGAGCAGCUGGAGGUCCACUUGCACGCUGUGCUUUCAUGGCUCAGAUCAACACCAAAGUGAGUACAGACUACCUGAGAUCUUUGGAGAGCAGUUCUAUUAGUCAUUCAUCAGAGGUUGAAGCUCAUGAUUCCUCAAAGAAACCAGGGGGAAACUUACCUAGGCUUCUAUUGGUUGGUGGGGCUAUUGCUCUUGCUUGUACUCUUGACCGGGGGCUGUUAACUAAGGCAGUUAUAUUUGGAGUAGCUAGAAGAUUUGCAAAAAUUGGAAGGAGGUUGUAAUCUGGAAAUUAUUUUUGCAUAUCAUUGCUAAGAUGUCGACCAAAGUUAAUUGAUGUUGCCGUGAAUUGAGAAAUGAUGAUGAAUCUCCCAACUCCCGGCUGCCUUUUGAAAUGGAUAGAAGCCUUGUAUUCAUUUUUCCUUAGGCUUGAGUUAUGGUGUGUCUUCAGGUGGGAAAAAGAACAAAAUGUCAUACAGAUGUAUUGAUGAAAUUUAGCAAUGUGAUCAAAGAAUCUCAAGCUACAUGAAUAACGGAAAUAUUCAGGUUAUUG
Molecule: messenger RNA, 2094 nt
Organism: Hevea brasiliensis (rubber tree)
Lineage: Eukaryota; Viridiplantae; Streptophyta; Magnoliopsida; Malpighiales; Euphorbiaceae
Exons: 6
Coding region: 536-1825 (429 amino acids)
Molecular function (GO): lipid binding
Source: RefSeq, a predicted model, not a curated record